This is a messenger RNA of Ficedula albicollis (Collared flycatcher), 855 nucleotides long. Its product is annotated as basic salivary proline-rich protein 1-like. The record is from RefSeq and is a predicted model, not a curated record. The transcript is spliced from 2 exons. Lineage: Eukaryota; Metazoa; Chordata; Aves; Passeriformes; Muscicapidae. The coding region runs from base 1 to 855 and encodes 284 amino acids.
AUGGAGCUGGGAGGGAGCCCCCCGUCCUGGGAGAGCCCCCAAAGCCCAGGGGAUCCCCAGGGAAUUCCCCCGUCCUGGGAGAGCCCCCAAAGCCCAGGGGAUCCCCAGGGAAUUCCCCCGUCCUGGGAGAGCCCCCAAAGCCCAGGGGAUCCCCAGGGAAUUCCCCCGUCCUGGGAGAGCCCCCAAAGCCCAGGGGAUCCCCAGGGAAUUCCCCCGUCCUGGGAGAGCCCCCAAAGCCCAGGGGAUCCCCAGGGAAUUCCCCCGUCCUGGGAGAGCCCCCAAAGCCCAGGGGAUCCCCAGGGAAUUCCCCCGUCCUGGGAGAGCCCCCAAAGCCCAGGGGAUCCCCAGGGAAUUCCCCCGUCCUGGGAGAGCCCCCAAAGCCCAGGGGAUCCCCAGGGAAUUCCCCCGUCCUGGGAGAGCCCCCAAAGCCCAGGGGAUCCCCAGGGAAUUCCCCCGUCCUGGGAGAGCCCCCAAAGCCCAGGGGAUCCCCAGGGAAUUCCCCCGUCCUGGGAGAGCCCCCAAAGCCCAGGGGAUCCCCAGGGAAUUCCCCCGUCCUGGGAGAGCCCCCAAAGCCCAGGGGAUCCCCAGGGAAUUCCCCCGUCCUGGGAGAGCCCCCAAAGCCCAGGGGAUCCCCAGGGAAUUCCCCCGUCCUGGGAGAGCCCCCAAAGCCCAGGGGAUCCCCAGGGAAUUCCCCCGUCCUGGGAGAGCCCCCAAAGCCCAGGGGAUCCCCAGGGAAUUCCCCCGUCCUGGGAGAGCCCCCAAAGCCCAGGGGAUCCCCAGGGAAUUCCCCGUCCUGGGAAUGCUGGUCCCUCCCAGCACCCACCUGGGUGCUCCCAGGUGGGAGCGCAGGGCUAG